GUGGAACUGAGCAUAUCUCGCGUUUUCCGACACGCGUUCUGUGAUUGUAGAGGACAGUAUUAGUGUUCGUCGUGUCGUAGCAGCGCUUAAGCUGACUUUUUGUAUCUCCGCGUCGGUGCUGUUAGUAGCUUUGAUUGAAAAUUCACUGCAAACAUCCUAAAGAGGGACAAUUUUCCUCUCGUGCUGGAAAGAACACUAGUUUUCCUAGGUAACUUCACUUGGAUACUGCAGUCCAACUAGCCACCACUAUUCUUUCAAGUGUCGCGGUGUUCGGUGCGUUAGUUGUCACUCAAAUCGGGAGUUCCACAGGUGUCGUAUUGCAAUUGUUGUGUGCGCUGUGCGUUGAAAGCGAAUUAACGAAAGUGGUCCAAAACGAAAAGGUGAAAAAACCAUCGCCCAAGCGCUUGUUUAGCGAAAAUAAAGCAAACAAACGGUGUUAUUGUGUAUUUUUCGACGCUUGGAUAAACGUGCAACGAAAUUAUACGCCGGUGCGUUCGUUUGUGUGCUUUUGAUAUCGCGACUGGAAAAUUUGCAUUUGAAUUAAAUGUUGGAUUUUGCAGUGUUAUCUGUUACACUUGGAUGGUGCACUUAAUCAGGACUGCCUACUUAACCGAACGGAAGACGCUACACAGCAUUAUCAGUUGACCGUUGCCUUUAUAGCUGUCAUCGUCGUCGAGCUCGUCGUUGGCAUCGUUGUCGUCGAAUUGGUGCUCAUUCAAACGUGUUUCCUCGGUUUCGCGCUCGGUAUUUUCCGAUUCCACAGUCCGUACCCGUCUCGUGUCUUACAGCAGUUCCAGAGAGAGAGGUCACCGUGAGCUGAUUUGAUACACAUGUCGCAGCAUUCAUUACUGUGCAGUUGGUGCAUGCCCAGUAUUGACGUGUUAUCGGUAAUUUCAUUAAGCUGGUAGCCGAUAAAGCCCAUUACGGUACACGGUUGCUUAAAAUAGAAGAAAGAAUCGACGCUGUUUCAAAAUUUGUUAGUGUACUGAAAUAGAUUUGUUGUCUUAAUAGAAGAAAGCGCUUCUUGUUGGGUAAAGAAACGAAGCUAAAAAACAACGAAGCAUUUGUCAACGAAUCCGCAUCAUGAAUCAGAAGAAAAGCAGAGCCAGUGAUUACAACGAAUCUUACAGUGAAUCUAUUCAAGAAGACGUGAAAAAAUCAUUUUGUGAUUACAUCUAGUCCCAGUCUAGUGUUCGUGUGAUUAGCUAACUUUUUUUUAAUCAACGACGAAGUUUCAAGGAAAAAUCUACUUUGGAAACCCUGGUGCUAAUGGAGUGUAGUAAAUUGAUGUAUCAAUAUUAAUAAAAAUUAUAGUAUAUUAACCAGUUGAUAAUAAAUAAUACAAUCAAAAGGCGGUGCUACGCGACUGUGUACAGGAAAGAAGCAAACAAGAGAAGAGAGAAAAAUCGCAGAAGAAGCCUGCAAGCGAGCAAACGGGUGCCCCUAUACAAAGCAGCAGCAGCAGCGGGUUCGGAUAGCCGCUAAUCAAUUUGUACUCGAUAAGUUCUCAAGGCAGCCUGUAUCGGCCGGGGGCGCUUGAGGUCGUACCCGAAACGGGCAGCAGUAACAAUAGUUUGUUCGUUCGUUCGCUGGUAUAGCACUGCAGCUGGUUGGGUCUCUGGGUGCGCGAUAGUGCGAAGUGAAGUGAAACUCGUCCCACUCAUCAGGCAACCAGUACUACAAUAAGUUCUCAAUUAAAUUGAGUGCCUGCUUAUUUGCAGCGAUCCGGGAAGUAGUAGUCGUCGUCGUCGUAGUCGUCAAAACCGGUGGAGUGACUACUUGAACGGCGCGGGCACCCAUAAAAUAUUGGCAAAAACAAGCCGCCGAUUUCAGUGCGUUUUUCACGCUCCUUCAAGUUACACCGUGCCGAGGAGUGGUGAUUUUCAGGAAGUGAUAAAUUUAUUUUUAUGACACCACGGGUUCGAACCAGGCAAAAUAGUGUGGAUGCGCGUGUGUUUUGACGGGCUGUGCUUCGCGUCACGGCGACCGGCGGCCGUUGAGCAGGAGACGCAGACGGUCUUGUGCGGCGCAACCGCACUCGAUACUCAGCAGCUCACGCGUUUGCUGAAGUACGCGAACUUUGCCGCGCCGACGAACGGACUCGGUCUAGCGGUGUUCGGUUCCCAGCGCGCUCCAGCGCUGCAACCGUCGGUUUCGUCAGUCGUUUCUCACGGUUCCGCGGGGAAAGAUCUGCUCGUGCCAUCGAAAGCCGCCACCGCCACCGCGAAAUCUACGACGAUGAACGACGGAAACAACGGUAACAGUGACCCGGCCGCAGCUUCCUUUAGCCAGCAGCAACAACAGCAACCUCCUCCAAUGCCAGCCGCCACCAACCAACAGAAUGAUUCCAUCAACAAUAAUAUCGAAACCGAUGUUAGCAACAUUAAGCAGAUUGUUAUGCUACAGGGAGACUUGCAGCAAAAUCUGUUUAUUAACGAUCCUGUCUGCCUAGCUUUGACACCUCGGGAACAAGAGCUACUGAAAGUGAUACAAGCGCGAGACAUUCGGAUCCAGGAGCUGGAGGAUUGCCUCCAACACAAGCACGAUGAGGUCGCGGAGCUUCGCAGUCAUCUGGACAAGUUUCAAAGUGUAUUCCGCACGAGUCAAGGUGGCACCGCGGUUUCGCACAGUGGCCGGAAGCUCGGCACGCACGGAGUCCAGCGGCAACGUGCGCAGGGUAUUUCGGCCGAACCGCAGCGUGAUAUCUCGGUGCUGGAGCUGAUGCAUGUUGCGUUCCCGAAGUACGACAAGGAAGAAAGAUCACGCGAAAUAAUCAAAUCCGCAAUCCUGGACAAUGACUUCAUGAAGAACCUGGAGAUGACGCAGAUCCGCGAAAUCGUGGACUGCAUGUACCCGGUGCAGUACGGAGCGGGCAGCCUGAUCAUCAAGGAGGGCGAUGUGGGCAGCAUAGUGUAUGUGAUGGAAGAGGGUCGCGUGGAAGUGUCCCGCGAAGGUAAAUACCUGUCGACGCUCUCUGGGGCCAAGGUGCUGGGCGAGCUGGCUAUCCUGUACCACUGCCAGCGAACGGCGACAAUCACCGCGGCUACCGACUGCAAGCUAUGGGCAGUCGAACGGCAAUGCUUCCAGACGAUCAUGAUGCGCACCGGUCUGAUCCGGCAGGCCGAAUAUUCCGAUUUUCUCAAGAGUGUUCCCAUCUUCAAGAAUCUCCCGGAGGAUACCCUGUGCAAGAUAUCGGACGUGCUGGAAGAGUGCUACUACCAGAAGGGCGACUACAUUAUCCGCCAGGGGGCUCGCGGCGAUACUUUCUUCAUUAUCUCGAAGGGUCAGGUGCGCGUCACCAUCCGGCAGCCAGAAACACAGGAGGAAAAAUUCAUCCGCACGCUCGGCAAGGGCGAUUUCUUCGGCGAAAAGGCAUUGCAGGGGGAUGAUCUUCGAACAGCCAAUAUUAUUUGUGACUCUCCGGAAGGUGUCACCUGUUUGGUCAUAGACCGAGAUACGUUCAACCAGUUGAUCUCGAACUUGGACGAAAUCAAGAAUCGCUACAAUGACGAUGCAGUGAUCCAGAAGAAGAAAAUCUAUGAAGAGUUCCGUGAUGUGCGACUUUCGGAUCUGCGGGUACUUGCUACCUUGGGCGUCGGUGGUUUUGGCCGUGUCGAGUUGGUUCAACUCUCCCAGGAUAAAUCACGCUCCUUCGCGUUGAAGCAGAUGAAGAAGGCUCAAAUUGUGGAAACACGUCAACAGCAGCACAUAAUGUCCGAAAAGGAAAUCAUGAGCGAAGCAAACAGCGAUUUCAUUGUAAAACUUUACAAAACCUUCAAGGAUCGCAAAUAUUUGUACAUGUUGAUGGAAAGCUGCCUCGGUGGGGAACUCUGGACGAUUCUGCGUGAUCGUGGACACUUUGACGAUCCCACCACUCGCUUUUACACGGCUUGUGUGGUGGAAGCGUUCGAUUAUCUUCACUCGCGCAACAUCAUCUAUCGGGAUCUGAAGCCGGAGAACCUGCUGCUCGAUGUGUCUGGCUACGUCAAGCUGGUGGACUUUGGGUUCGCUAAAAAGCUGCAGUCAGGACGAAAAACGUGGACUUUCUGUGGAACACCAGAGUAUGUCGCACCGGAGGUGAUUCUCAACCGAGGCCAUGACAUCAGCGCCGAUUACUGGUCGCUGGGAGUACUAAUGUUCGAGUUAUUGACUGGAACGCCACCCUUCACCGGAGCCGAUCCGAUGCGUACCUAUAACAUCAUUCUGAAGGGUAUCGAUGCCAUCGAGUUCCCUCGCAACAUCACCAGGAAUGCCAGCGCCCUAAUCAAGAAGCUAUGCCGAGACAAUCCAACGGAAAGAUUAGGCUACCAACGAGGUGGAAUCAGCGAAAUCCAGAAACACAAAUGGUUCGACGGAUUCUACUGGGAGGGACUAAGGAAUCGUACCUUACCGCCGCCGAUCCUGCCCAAAGUGCUGAGCGUAGUCGACACCACCAACUUUGACGACUAUCCGGCUGACCCGGACGGCCCGCCACCGGAUGACCUCUCCGGUUGGGAUGAAGAGUUCUAGGGUUUUGGGGCUUAGCCGGUGGACGAAGGGCGUUGGAUUUCUUCCCAGGUUUCAUGUUAUUUCAUUUGUUAGGACAGAAAAUGUACGAGGGUUAAUCCCGGCCAGGGGAAAAAAUUGCCACAGUGCGAGGUUUUAAUUGGAAAGGGCAAACCCACUAAUUGUGACUAUGUAGAUUUUAGCAUUCGUUCGUGUGAGUUUACGCGUAUGCAACCGAAAUUACGCUAGUGGCAACAAUGUAUUGUAUCACUAUUAUUGUAGAGCUAUUUUUUCAGAAAAAAAAAACGAAUUAAUAGCUGAGAAAUGAUGAGCAAAUACGCAAACAAUUCUUGAAGCCAUAUUCGUGUCACCUUGCGGAAACAAAAACUUAAAGCGAACAAUAAUAAUCGAUAUAGUUCACUGGGAACGAUUGGAGGUCGAGUGAAAGAGAACGACAGCGAUCAGAAUGUCUUCCUAAUUCUAAUUUUAAUGUGUAAACUUUUAAAAACAAGUAUGUAUCCUUCGAAACCCAAACCGCGGUAUCUGUGCUAUUCUUUUAAUGCUAACAAUGAAAAACAAAAAAAAAACAUAUUCUAGAAUCAUGUGCUUUCGUACCCAAAUCUAGUGAUAACCCAUCAAGAUCUUUUACGUUCCGCAAAUCUGAUUCUUCACCAAUAAUACAUUGAAUAGGCAACUUGUAGUUCGAAUUCAAAUCUCUCUUGCCCUUGUGUAGAAACAUGUUUAUUCUUUUUUUUUUUUGUUAUAGUGUAAUUUGACAUUUGUAAAAAUUGUACAUAAACUAUUUGCUUUUUAUUAGACCCGGAUCGUCAAGAUUCAAAGAAAUUGCGAACCCGCCAGCAAAAUCUAAAUAACUAAUUUUCAACGGCUUGGUUUCGAACCAGACAGGUGAAACAUAUGAAUACAAAUAAAAUACCAACCAA
This is a messenger RNA of Wyeomyia smithii (pitcher-plant mosquito), 5426 nucleotides long. RefSeq names its product cGMP-dependent protein kinase, isozyme 2 forms cD4/T1/T3A/T3B (gene for). Lineage: Eukaryota; Metazoa; Arthropoda; Insecta; Diptera; Culicidae. Gene Ontology annotation, biological process: protein phosphorylation. Bases 1945 to 4509 code for a protein of 854 amino acids. Gene Ontology annotation, molecular function: ATP binding; cGMP-dependent protein kinase activity. The record is from RefSeq and is a predicted model, not a curated record. The transcript is spliced from 14 exons.